Messenger RNA from Pecten maximus, 3502 nucleotides. RefSeq lists its product as uncharacterized. Lineage: Eukaryota; Metazoa; Mollusca; Bivalvia; Pectinida; Pectinidae. The coding region runs from base 2263 to 2919 and encodes 218 amino acids. The transcript has 4 exons. The record is from RefSeq and is a predicted model, not a curated record.
ACUCUAAGAGCAAAUGAAAUCUUGUAACUAUCGGGAUCAAGGGCAAUCGAUGAUAUUUCUGUUUCGCUUUAAAAAAAGAAAUCUUUUUGAAAUAAACACUUGAAUAUAUUGGAAACUUCUGGAGGAUAUUACUAGUAAGUACAUGUGAUUUAUCAUUAAGCAUGUCAAUUGCACAAUAAAAAGUAAAAACCUUUUCUCAAGCGCGGCUCACUUAAAACCUGAAAGAUAAAUAAAUAUAUUGAUUAUCACUUGAACCUGUUUGCACGAUACAAGGUAUUUUCUAUACACUUGUAUGUAAUUUACGAGGAUUUCAGGAUUGUGCAUCACCAGAGUUAUCUCCCUUGUGUAUUCUGUGAUUCACAAAUAAAUUCGUUGGUGUCCAAAGAGACCUCAUAGGUCGGGCAUGCGAUCGAACUUGCUAAGCCAUGAUGACGUCAUCGUCGUCGUCAUCAAUUAUUGGUUAUGUAUAUAUAGGUACCUUACCUAUCUUAGUGUAAGACCGAAAAAAAUACAUUUUCUGUAUUUUAAGCUGUGUCACAUAUUGUUGAAAAGUAAUUAUGCCAUGUGACUCUAGUGAAGGUUUAGUUAUACAGACGUUUUAAAAUUGAAGUGGCAGAUGAAACGAAUGUAUAUCGAGGUUUACACUUCGAUGAAACUGAUAAAAUAUCACCUUUCCGUGAAAUUUGUCGGAUAUUUACCGAGAUACUCUAAAUAUUGUGUAAGCUAUAUACAGCUGCUAGCUAAUUCAAUCGUAAUUGUUAUCUAAACAGUACACCAGUCGGUGUUUGUAAACAAAUCCAAUAUAUCUGAUUUUUAUACCUAUUUUAAUAACAGGUUAAGUCAACAACAGUAUUCAAUAAUCACCGCGUGUUGGGGACAUAACCAGGCUCCCGUAAUUCCGGCUACAAAUCAGACAACUUCGGUUUCUGAAGGUCAAGCCAGUAAUAAAAUUACACGGAAAAAUAACGUUCAAUACUAAAAUACAAUAUGGAAAUGAGAUUGUAUAUUAGAAAUGAUCAUAGGAUAUCGAUUAUGCAUUGAAACCAGAGUCAAGGGGUAUUCAAAUGUCAUCUCUUUAUUUAAUGUCCGCUAAAGCCUGUCAACUCAGAACGUACCUGGCCGAUCAGCCGACUACCGGCUGUAUGGUGGAAGUUUAAAUGUUACAGGAUACCAGAGGCUAGGCAUAUCGCGAUCAAUCGGAGAGUAGGCCUUUUAUGUCAACAAUUUAAUUCGAGUCUACUUGUGUAUGAACACGAUAUACUCUGUACAAUCUAUUAAGAACUAGAUAUUAUAAAUUGACACGUCAGAAUCGACUUUUUAGGCACUGACGACACACCCAGGAAUCGCUGUCGUUCAUACUUCUCGUCCGGUGGUCUGGAACACUGUCAUCGGAAAUAUAGAGAAAUGGACUUCGGUCCGGCGACCAAGGCAAUCGGAAUAUUUCUAUAAACAGAAGAAAAACCGCGUUAUUUGAAGAAAAUUCUUAACCAAACCAAACAGUGAAUACGUUGCUAUGGAAUACAUUUGAAUUAAAUUCUUAUCCAAAUCAACGGGGAAUACGUUGCUAUGGAAUCCAUGGGUUGCUAAGGAACAGUCGUUUUGUGUUUCAACGGAUUCGUGUAUUGCGUUCCUGGAGGAUUCUUCUUGAGAAAACUUAAUUCACCGACGGCAACUAAAUAAAUUGUUUAUAUCUCUAUAAUGUGGUGUGGGCAUUGUAGAAUAAACACACGUUCUAUAUGAUGUAUAGAAAUAAUUGAUUAUAAAGAUUAUUGGUAUUUAUAUGCCCGCGGUCUUUGAAGAAGGCAUAAAGGUGGUUGUUCAAACGUUUCUGCUAGCAGGCCAGGAACUAAGCUUGAACGAUCCAUGUACGCAAAAGGUAGGCCGUCAGUAGUACCAACUUACCCGCCCGGCACGCCGCAUGGUAACUGUCAACAAAGCCAGCGAAUACAAACUUUCUCCCUGGCCCCGGGAUCAAGACCUAUACUUACACGUGGAUUAAUACGCCACCAUGGGAUUGAUAUUUUGUACCUGUCGAAAUAUUGGAUAUGUUUAAAGGUUUCAAGAUACCUCUGAAUCAGUGACAAACCCCCGAGGAGAGACAGAGGAGAAGGCUUAGAGGGGGAGGCACCUCAGUGGAGCAAGUUUGGUGUGCAAAAGAUAAGUUAUAACGAGUCAGGCCGACCAGGUGACGGAGAGGAGGUUUAUUCUAUGAGCACCCCGAGGAGGAGGAGGAGUUUUAUUGUAUAGUUUGUGGAGCCCAGUAUGCAAGUCAUGGAGUUAACAUAUAGAGAUUACCAUAACCGAGUGUUUACUCACACCGAGAAGAAAAUGAUGGAGCUUGACAGACUGAAACUAUUGGCCAACAAGCACCUUGGACGUCUUCAUCAGCUCAAGAUGCGCUACAUUGAUUGGUUUAACCGGAAGCACCAGUCAUUUCUGGAUUCCAUCAAGCUCAUUCAUACUCUUGGCGGCUCACUACUUCCGUUUGAAGUCGACACCAUACGUCAUUACAGGCGCGUGCGCGACCUAUCUCGGAGAUUCCCGCGGAACGGGACUCCGCGAGACUCUAGUCCCGUGAAAAUGGACGAGUUUAUAUCAUUUUGGGAAGAAUUGUAUAUGCUUAAACUUGAGAACGAUGCUUUGUUUGAUAGUGUUGAGCAUUUCUGUCACAGUAUCCGAAGACUAAGACAGCCGGAAAUCAUGGAUGAAAUAGACAGACUGCAUUAUAAACUAAAUUUGUUCUGUGCGGAAGAUUUCAAGUUCACAGAGCUGAACAACGAACGUGACAAUUUGUUUACUUAUAAGGUAGCCCCACACGACCACAAAUAUCACGGUUUAAUGAACUUCAUACCAUUUCUCCUUGGUUACGCCACCCGGUUAUGUUACUGGACCAGUAAGUUAUUUAUAGAAAAAUCCUAACAUGCAAUAUAUUGGAAUGUACAAGUGGUGUAAACACGUGACUUUGAACAGCAUUCUGAUUGGCCAAGAAAACUUUUUAUAUAAAAGACAGGGAUAGUCGAAAGUUCAAAUAUUCAAGUGCUUGUCAAUCAGCAUUCUUAUUGGCCACGUGACUUUCAGACGGCGUCCGAGUUACGGGUACAAAACUAAGAAUGCACCAGACAUAAACUGCAGUGCCCCAUACAUUUAUUUACAUUAUAUUUAUUUAUUCUUAAACAUGGAGUACAUUUUAAUGUUCUAUUUAUUAUACCGAUCUACCCUUCGUCUGUGCCACGCUGCAGAUGGAUUUUAUGAUUCCCUGACUUGGUUUAAGUUGGAAUGCAUCUGUAGAAGAGAUAGUAUUAAUGAAGACAUAUUUAUUCAAUGGUUCUCGAUCACUUUAAGUGUCUCAAUCAUUAUCAAAACAAAAUUCGAGAAUACUUCGUAAUUCUUAUAACCGAAGUAUUGGACACAUUUGUUUGAAUGUGGAGCCCAUAUGAAUCGGUGAGCGAAAUCCCCAAACUGUCUGUGAUACGAUACGAUAUAAAUGUUGUGAUUAUGACAA